AUGGAGGAAACCGAGAUUGCUGUCGACUGCAACCAUUUGCUAUGGAACUACAAGCUGAACCUGACAAUGGAUCCCAAGUUUGAGUCUGUGGCCAUGGAGAUCUGCAAGAGUACUAUCACUGAGAUUAAGGAGUGUUCGGAGGAGGAGCGUGGUAAGGGUUACCUGGUGUCCUGCCUGGUGGAUCACCGUGGUAACAUCACAGAGUACCAGUGUCACCAGUACAUCACCAAGAUGACCUCUAUCGUCUUCUCAGACUACAGACUCAUCUGUGGCUUCAUGGACAAGUGUAGAGAGGACAUCAACACGCUACGCUGUGGAAGCAUCAACGUUGGAGAGAAGGACAUCCAUUCACAGGGUGAGGUCAUAGCGUGUCUGGAGAAAGCCUUAGUCCGAGAGGCGGAGCAACAGGACCAGGCUCAUCCAAUCAGAGAGGAGUGUAAGAAGAGCAUCAUGCGCGUAGCGGAGCUGUCGUCAGACGACUUCCACCUGGACAGAUUCCUGUACUUCUCCUGCCGAGAGGACCGAGAACGCUUCUGUGGAAACACCCAAGCAGGAGAGGGCAAGGUUUACAAGUGUCUCUUCAGCCACAAGUUUGAGGAGGCCAUGUCUGAGAAGUGUCGAGAGGCCCUGACCACGCGUCAGAAGCUGAUAACCCAGGACUACAAGGUUAGCUACUCUCUGACCAAGGCCUGCAGGGCUGACCUCAGGAAGCACCGCUGUAACCUGGACACCAACAUGCCCCGCGCUAGAGAGGCACGACUAUCAUAUCUGCUGCUAUGCCUGGAGUCUGCUGUACACAGGGGUGGGUGGAGGAGAGAGAGUGUGUGUGUACAUGUGUAUGAGGGGUGAUAAAUGCCAUACAUUAACUGUUGAAUGUGUGUACAUGUGUAUGAGGGGUGAUAAAUGCCAUACAUUAACUGUUGAAUGUGUGUGAGGGGUGAUAAAUGCCAUACAUUAACUGUUGAAUGUGUAUACAUGUGUAUGAGGGGUGAUAAAUGCCAUACAUUAACUGUUGAAUGUGAAUACAUGUGUAUGAGGGGUGAUAAAUGCCAUACAUUAACUGUUGAAUGUGUAUACAUGUGUAUGAGGGGUGAUAAAUGCCAUACAUUAACUGUUGAAUGUGUGUACAUGUGUAUGAGGGGUGAUAAAUGCCAUACAUUAACUGUUGAAUGUGUAUACAUGUGUAUGAGGGGUGAUAAAUGCCAAACAUUAACUGUUGAAUGUGUGUACAUGUGUAUGAGGGGUGAUAAAUGCCAUACAUUAACUGUUGAAUGUGUGUGAGGGGUGAUAAAUGCCAUACAUUAACUGUUGAAUGUGUAUACAUGUGUAUGAGGGGUGAUAAAUGCCAUACAUUAACUUUUGAAUGUGUGUACAUGUGUAUGAGGGGUGAUAAAUGCCAU
Messenger RNA from Oncorhynchus keta (chum salmon), 1400 nucleotides. RefSeq names its product Golgi apparatus protein 1-like. Gene Ontology annotation, molecular function: fibroblast growth factor binding. The coding region runs from base 1 to 849 and encodes 282 amino acids. Gene Ontology annotation, cellular component: Golgi membrane. NCBI's taxonomy places the organism in Eukaryota, Metazoa, Chordata, Actinopteri, Salmoniformes, Salmonidae. The record is from RefSeq and is a predicted model, not a curated record. The transcript is spliced from 7 exons.